Molecule: messenger RNA, 1089 nt
Organism: Pieris brassicae (large cabbage white)
Lineage: Eukaryota; Metazoa; Arthropoda; Insecta; Lepidoptera; Pieridae
Product: nicotinamide riboside kinase 2
Exons: 4
Coding region: 438-1040 (200 amino acids)
Cellular component (GO): cytoplasm
Source: RefSeq, a predicted model, not a curated record
UCUUUAAAACAAGGAAGAGAAAGAAAAAGUUAAAGCAAUGUAUGGAUGGAUUUGUCAGAUGCAGUCAUUGGAAAAGUAACUUUGAUAUCAACAUUCACUAUUUUCACUUUAUUUGUGAUCUGGGUUAAUUCUUAUACUUUCUUUGACAGCGAUUUGUAUGUCUACAAGUACAUACCAAAUCCACAGUGGGUGCUAAUGUUCUGUGCAGUUUGGGGGCUUUUUUUUAUCGGGGGACUCAUUUCAUUCACACUCUUCCAUUUGUACCCUUAUUUAUAGCAAAACAGACCCUGAGUAUAUUUUUUAAGAAUUACCUUUCUACAAAUAUCUCAAAUCAAAAUAAUAGUGUAAAUAGAAAAAAUGCUGCAAUUGUGAGAAAAUACCAUUUAAUAGGAAAGAUUUAUAGUAUAUUGAAAGAAUCGGAGAGAAUUGGUACAAAAAUGGUGAACGACUGGAUAGUGAUCGGGAUAUCGGGAGUCACGUGCGGCGGAAAGACGACAUUGGCCAACCGCCUAAGGGACGCGUUAGUGCCGGUAUACGUGUUUCAUCAGGACAAGUAUUUCCUCCCGGACGACAGCCCUAAGCACGUGAGGUGUCCGGGCGUGGAACACAACAACUACGACAUAUUGUCGGCGCUCGACAUGGACAAGAUGCACGACGACGUGUUGCGCACUCUGAGAGGGGAGACCAGGGCUCACGCGGUCGACCUCGAGAGGGCCGAGGGGAAAUGGGGCGUGCCCGGGAAGAGCUUUUUGAUUCUCGAGGGAUUCACCGUCCUGAACCACAGGCCUUUGAACGAAUUGUGUCACUUAAGGUACUACUUCGUGCUGGAGUACGGCGAGUGUGCGGCGAGACGCGCUUUGCGGUUGUACGACCCGCCCGACACGCCCGGGUACUUCGAACAAUGCGUUUGGCCUGAGCACUUGCGCUUCAAGGCACAGAUCGAGAAAGAUAGUCGUGUGAAGAUGUUGGAUGGCACAAGUCCGGACGCUUUCGAACUCGUCCUGAAAGACCUGACGGAGUCGGGAGCCUCUCGCUUAUGAAUGUUGAUUAUUGUUAAUUCGCAUUUAAGAAUAUACACUUUUAGUACUA